This is a messenger RNA of Archocentrus centrarchus (flier cichlid), 2518 nucleotides long. It is a transcript of the gene swap70a, whose product is annotated as switching B cell complex subunit SWAP70a. The transcript is spliced from 12 exons. Lineage: Eukaryota; Metazoa; Chordata; Actinopteri; Cichliformes; Cichlidae. The record is from RefSeq and is a predicted model, not a curated record. Gene Ontology annotation, cellular component: nucleus; cytoplasm. Bases 48 to 1811 code for a protein of 587 amino acids.
GACAGGCAGGCGGACAGACACCUCCCGCGGUGCUGCUGAGGGACAAAAUGUGGCUGCGAGAGGAGCUUUUGAAAUCCAUAUGGCACGCAUUCACAGCCCUGGACGUGGAUCAGCGUGGAAAAGUCUCCAAAUCUCAGUUAAAGGUGCUGUCUCAUAAUCUGUGCACAGUGAUGAAGAUCCCACAUGACCCCGUGGCCCUUGAAGAGCACUUCAAAGAUAAUGAUGAUGGGCCUCUCUCCAACCAGGGCUACAUGCCUUACCUCAACAGGUUUAUUCUUGACAAGGCAUGUGAGGAUUUCGAUGUAAUGGAGUUCAACAGGAUGUGCUGGACACUGUGUUACAGGAAAAAUAUAUACACCAAACAUUUACUCAUCUCAGAUAAUGACGCUUUCAAAGUCUGGUGCAUUUUCAACUUUCUGUCAGAGGACAGAUACCCGCUAAUCAUCGUCAUGGAAGAGAUCGAAUACUUCCUGCGAAAGCUCACGGAGGCUGUGGGCACUGCUUGGAGUAAAGAGAACUUUGCCGAAUAUAAGCAGCGUCACAACUCGAAGAACUGCCUGACUGUCUGGGAGCUGAUUGAACUGGUGGGAAUGGGUUACUUCAGCAAAGGCAUAAACCGCCAGACCCUGUCCAUGGGCAUCAAUGAGGUCUACAACGAACUCAUACUGGACAUUCUCAAGCAGGGAUACAUGAUGAAAAAGGGGCACCUUAGGAAGAACUGGACCGAGCGCUGGUUCAUCCUCUGCCCCACCUCACUGUCAUAUUAUGUCUCUGAGGAUCUUGAGGAGAAGAAAGGAGUCAUAAUUCUGGACCAAAGCUGCUGUGUGGAGUCUCUGCCAGAUAAAGAAGGGAAGAAAUGCCUUUUUAUUAUAAAGUGUGCUGAUAAAAGCUUUGAGAUCAGCGCGUCAGAUAAAAAGAAGAAGCAGGAAUGGAUUCAAGCUAUUCAAACGUGCAUUAAGCAGCUGAGGCUGGGGCUGUUGUCUCCUCACCGCGAGGCCCGGCUGAGGCGCAGGGAGCUCCGGGAGAGGCAGCAUGUGGAGGAAGAGGACCUGGCAGAGAGGAUGAGGCAGCUCCAGGCAGCCAAUGAGAGCAAACAGAGAGAGCUGGAGGCCAUGAGGAUGAAAAUGGAAGAGGCUGCAGCUAAAGCAGCACUGGAGGAGCAGAGGAGGAAACAGAGUCAGUUAGAUCUGCAAGAUCGCUACAGACUGGACUUGGAGAGAGAGAAAAUGGUACGUCAGCAGAUGGAGGAGCAGGUGGCUCAGAAGUCCAGUGAACUGGAGCAGUACCUGCAGCGUGUCCGAGAGCUGGAGGACAUGUACCACCGGCUGGAGGAGGCCUUAGAGGAUGAGAGGCAGGCCAAGCAGGAUGAGGAGGCCAUGCGGAAGCUGCAGGCCAGCUUGCUGGAGGAGGAGGCAGCCAAGAGGGCAGAACUGGAGCGGAUCCAACUGCAGCAGCAGAGGGCGCUGUCUCAGACCGAGGCAGAGAAGCAGGAGCUGAUGGCCGAGCAGCUGGCCAAGGAGAGAGACCUGCAAGCAGCCAUGCAGCAGCUGAACAGGCUGGAGAGGGAGCGGGAGGGAGCAGUGAAGCAAUAUGAGGAAGUGUCGAGGAAACUUGAACGAGCAGCUAACAAGACUAAGACCUGGAAAGACAAGGUGGCCAAGCAUGAGGGGCUGGUGCGUCUUAUCCAGCCAGGCCAUAAAGGACCACAGAAGAUCACUAACUGGGGUCCGGCAGCAGUCACUGACGCUGAGCUGGAGCUGAAGAAGAAGUUGUGGCAGGAGAGUAAGAACCAGGGAGCUCAGGCUCAGUGAAUUAUGGAUGGAUAAUUUAAUGAUCAGAAAACAUCUGGCUGUGUCCAAAAUCACCCCACUGUUCACUCCUUUACUAGUUUCUAUAUAAGAGACACUAUCAGGCAUAGACAACUUGUUUGCAGGCCAGGUACUUAAAAAAAAUUCAUAUUUAUUUGGAUGAAGUAAUAAAUAUUAAAAUGCCCAUAACUCAUCAUGACUUAUUAACUACAAUAACUUGGUACAUGGACUGACACUAUAGGCCUGUUUGAUGGAUAAAUUCUAAAUUUUAUUGCAUUCAGUACUUUUAUCUGCAAAUUAUCAUUUUAUAUUGCAAAUGAUUGGGACCAUAUAGAGGGCCUGAUUUGGAGUGUGGGUAGUAAGAUGUGUAUUACUGUACUAUGUAGUUCACUCAAUAGUGAGCCAUUGAGUUGGGAGAGUUACAGUGAUGGUAUAAAGAAAGUUCACCCCUUUUACACAUCAGGACAUAAUAAAGCAUUUAUUUAACAAAAGCUAAUCCAAAAUGCAGUCAGAGGAGUGGCUGCAAAACAAGCCAUAAUCAUCACCCCACCACCACCGUGCUCGACAGUUUGGUUGAGGAGUUUGUGCUGAUUUGCUGUGUUUGGUUUUCUCCAGAAGUGGUGCUGUGCAUUAUGGCCAAACAUCUCCACGUUAGUCUUGUCUGACAUUCUUCCAGAAGCCAUUCUUGUUCAGUCUUUUUCUAAUUGUGA